AUGGAGCUCUGUAUGAGUCUCGUCAAUUGUGGCUCCAUCGCUGUCGUCAACUUAAACUCUUCUCGCCUUUCACGCUCUCUUCCUGUCCGUAAAAACCCCAUUUCUCUUCAGUCCUACACUUGUCUUAGACCCCCUUCUCUUUCCCGCCAAUUCCAACCUUCCCAAUUCGCUGUUUCGGCUUCUCCUUCUUCCUCUUCUUCUUCUUCCACGGCUCUCAGCUCCGAGAAAGACCAGCUUCCAGCGGAUAUCGUUGUCACAGAGACCCAAGAACCCAAUUCCAGAGUUAAGUUGAGCAUACAAGUACCAGCAGAGGUCUGUGAUGACUGUUACAAAAGGGUUAUAGACGAGUUCAUGAAGCAAGCCAAGGUUCCGGGAUUUCGGCCUGGAAAGAAGGUGCCUGAGAGUAUCCUUGUGAGUCAUGUUGGGAAGAAAAGUGUACAGAAAGCUGCAGUUGAAUCUAUUUUGAGGAGGACCCUUCCACAUGCCAUGUCUUCGGUCACAGGCACGCCUUUGAGAGACUCAGUCAGUAUUGUAACCAGAUUUUCAGAUAUGGAGCAGGCCUACUCUUCUCUCAAUUCUCUCAGAUACGAUGUGAUUGUUGAUAUAGCACCGGAAGUGAAAUGGAUUCCUGAGAAUGGAUACAAGAAUUUGAAGGUCGUUGUUGAGAUAGACAGUGACAUAGAUGCACAAAAAGCUUCUGAGCAAGAAUUAAGACGCCGCCAUAAGUCCCUAGGUUCAUUGAGAAUUGUAACCGACAGAGGUCUACAGAUUGGUGAUCUUGCUGUCCUUGAUAUAUCCGCAACAACCAAAGAUCAAGAUGAAUCAAAUGUUAAAAGUAUUCCAUCCGCUGAGAGUAAAGGUUAUCAUUUUGAUACGGAAGAUGGUGAUAAAGUAGUUCCUGGUUUCCUCGAUUCGAUAAUUGGAAUUCAACGAGGUGAAACAAAGUCCUUUCCACUGGUAUUUCCUGAAUCAUGGACACAAGAAGAUCUUCGAGGAAUUCAUGCUCAAUUCAAUGUUGAAUGCAAAGAAUUAUUUUACAGAGAUUUACCCGAAUUGGAUGACUCCCUUGCUGAAAGGCUUCUCCCUGGAGGCACCAGCCUGAAACAGGUCAAGGAAUCAUUGUUGCAAAAAUUCCUGGAAGUGGAGCAAACAGCUAGAGAGCAAGCAGCUGAUAAUGCCAUUCUAGAUCAGCUUUGCAAGAUGGUAGAGGUUGACAUUCCUCAGUCCUUUUUUGAGGAGCAAGGUAGGCAGCUUUAUGGAGCCAGACUUUUGGAGAUACAGGCAAAUAUAAAAUUAAAUGAACAGCAAUUGGCUUCUCUGUCAAGUAAGAAGGCUGUAGAUGAGUAUCUUCUAAACCAGAAGGAGAACAUUACACAUAUGAUAAAACAGAGUCUGGCUGUUGGAGACAUAUAUAAACGUGAAAAUUUGCAGCUUUCAACAGAGGAGAUUGUCAAAGAAGUUGAAAAUUCCAUUGCCGAAUUCAAACGUCAAAAACAAGAUUAUGAUGAAGAACGUGUUAGGGGACAGGUUCAAGAAAUUUUAGAGGGAGCAAAGGUGCUUGAAUGGUUGAGAGAGCAUGCAGAGAUUCAGUAUGUAACUAGAUGA
Prunus armeniaca (apricot) is the source of this 1605-nucleotide messenger RNA. The record is from the annotation of a GenBank genome assembly. Lineage: Eukaryota; Viridiplantae; Streptophyta; Magnoliopsida; Rosales; Rosaceae.